AUGCAGCUUCAGCACCAGAUUGGAUUUUAUCAACUUCUUCAUUUGGAGCUAUGUGGAGGUUAUGGAGGGUGGUGGGAUCUGCUUACUUGGAUGUUGGAAAGUUCUCCUAAACUACAAGUUCUUAAGCUCUGCGAGUGCAAGGAACGCAAUUGGUUCAAGCCCAUUGAAGGUCAUUGGAGAGGACCAAGUUCAGUUCCUGAGUGCUUGAUGUUCCGUCUGCAUACUUUCAAAUGGACAGAUUACAAAACUGCAGACGAAGAGAAGAAAAUAGUUGCCUACAUCUUGAAGAACGCAAGACAGUUAAAGACUGCAUGUAUCUCUGAGGAGAGAUGGUACCCUCUGCAGAAAGAGCUAUCUAAGAAAUUGAAAGAGUUGGUUUCUCUGCCUAGAGCUUCAAGCUCAUGUCAGCUGAUGUUGGAUUAUUGGAAAGCUUGA
Microthlaspi erraticum is the source of this 435-nucleotide messenger RNA. NCBI's taxonomy places the organism in Eukaryota, Viridiplantae, Streptophyta, Magnoliopsida, Brassicales, Brassicaceae. The record is from the annotation of a GenBank genome assembly.